GAGAAUUUGCAUGGCUGUGCCCUUCACUCAUCGCCUAAAAUUUGAAUUAUUCCAAGUUAUACCUUCAUUAACAAUAUAACUCCGCGUGUUCUGCAAAUUUGGACGGAAUCCCAGCAUCAGCUACAAUUAAUUAUUAGAUUCAAAGGACAAUUGGUAUCCAAAUCAUGAUGAUGGAUUCAUCGACUCAGUUAUUAGAAUCCCAGAGACAACUUGCUGCUGAAGAGUUAUGUUUGAAGAAGAGUCUCGCCCAAAUCGAAGAGCAAAUUAAUGUUCUUCAGAUUGAACAGCUGCAUUUAAUUGCAUUGCUGAAGAAAUCCUCGAAGGGAUCUCCAAAGGAAACAUUGGGAUCUGCAAACACUCAAGCAGGGACUGAAACCAAAGUUGAAGAGCUCGACCUCGAUGUACCAAUUCAUAUGAAGGUGUAUUUGGAAGAGGGAGAAGAAGAAGAAGAAGAAGAUGAAGAUCUUUAAUUUAUAUAUGUAUCCGAUAACCGAUUGAAGUUCAUAUAAGCUUCAAUGAUAAUAAAGACUGAGUAUUUCUAUAUCAUAAACAACCUCAACAUUUCUCUCAAGGGAAGACUACUAUGAGUUUUAAAAGUCACGGGCGAUUGGAGUGAGAUUUCUCAUGCAUUGAGGAUCGU
Molecule: messenger RNA, 640 nt
Organism: Diachasma alloeum
Lineage: Eukaryota; Metazoa; Arthropoda; Insecta; Hymenoptera; Braconidae
Exons: 3
Coding region: 165-470 (101 amino acids)
Biological process (GO): transcription initiation at RNA polymerase III promoter; transcription by RNA polymerase II
Cellular component (GO): nucleus
Source: RefSeq, a predicted model, not a curated record